Molecule: messenger RNA, 652 nt
Organism: Helianthus annuus (common sunflower)
Lineage: Eukaryota; Viridiplantae; Streptophyta; Magnoliopsida; Asterales; Asteraceae
Exons: 4
Coding region: 57-437 (126 amino acids)
Source: RefSeq, a predicted model, not a curated record
UUGAGGAGACUUAUAAUAGAUUUUCUGCUCGCGGACACUGGACGACAUGCCCUGAAAUGUUUCCAAACGAAAGCGAAGAGCAUCUUGAUUCUUUUAAGAAGGGGAACCAAAGGAUCCUUCUCUCAUCCGCCAAAGAUAUCGAUUGGCGAUUUGAUGAAUCAAAAGUUUUUUUGGUUAUAAUUGGUGAUCUUUCGAGUGAUAUGACUUAUGAACAAUAUUAUAAAAGAAUUAGUCGUGCCGGGCGACACGGUGUAGGUUUUGUGCUAAACCUUGUUAAAGGGGAGGAGGAGGACAAAGCGGUUAAUGUCUUUGAAAGGUUUUAUCUCAAACGCACAAUGCUUAAGUUUGACCGGGAUAUGACAAUGAAAGAAGUCUUUGGGGAAUAUGUGAAUCAACCUGAUCAAUUGAACAAAGGAAAAGGAAAAGAGAAAAUAUAGAUGUGAUCUUUGCAUGUGUCUUGAUCAAGAGGAAAGAUUGAAGAGAAGAAAAAUGGGACUAUCAGUUUAUUUUUUUAUUUUUUUUUUUUUUUUUGACUUUUGCGUAUGAUUAGUAGAGGGAAAGACCCUAGUAUGCUUUAUAUCAAACGGGUUGAUCAAACUUUUGUUGUUUGAAAGUGUGAUUUGCAUAUGAUGAUGAAUGAUUUUUGUAGUCA